AUGUUGUUUUUUGUCAGUGAUUUGUAUUUCCAAUCAAGAUGCACAUGUAGCUGGAUGAUAUUAUCAUUUAUUUUUUCCAAAUUCAACAUUGUCGUUGUAUCGCAGUCAAUAUGCAAUGACACUAUCAAUGGGUGUUGUAUAGGUUACUUUAGGAAUCCCAAGAACAACAUAUGCGAGAAAUGUAUGCCUGGAUACAUUGGACUCAAUUGUUCCGACAAAUGCCCUUUUCCGUUCUACGGAGAUAAAUGUCAGGAACGGUGUCAUUGCAGCAAUGAUACAUGUGAUGUUUCUACAGGCUGUAUAUAUCUCACAACACUCACAGCUGUCACAACGGAAUGUAUGCCGGGGUACACCGGACUCAAUUGUUCUACAAAAUGUCCUUAUCCUACAUACGGAGACAAAUGUCAGGGAUAUUGUGACUGUAGCAAUGACACAUGCAAUGUGUUUUUGGGAUGUAUAGAGAUAACAACGAGUGCAUCCUAA
Molecule: messenger RNA, 483 nt
Organism: Magallana angulata
Lineage: Eukaryota; Metazoa; Mollusca; Bivalvia; Ostreida; Ostreidae
Product: multiple epidermal growth factor-like domains protein 10
Exons: 5
Coding region: 1-483 (160 amino acids)
Molecular function (GO): scavenger receptor activity
Source: RefSeq, a predicted model, not a curated record